Molecule: messenger RNA, 2570 nt
Organism: Trachemys scripta elegans
Lineage: Eukaryota; Metazoa; Chordata; Testudines; Emydidae
Product: zinc finger protein 777-like
Exons: 7
Coding region: 14-1960 (648 amino acids)
Biological process (GO): regulation of DNA-templated transcription
Source: RefSeq, a predicted model, not a curated record
GCCCGGGGGGGCCAUGGCCGAGCGGGCCGCUGCCCAGGCUCCAGAGUGGGACCCGGAGUCAAAGCGCCCGAUGCCUUUCCAAUCCCGCUCUGACCCCACACAGACUUCUGAGAGAGAGAGCCAGCUGCAACCAGCAAAGCUUUCCAUGUGGCCCGCAGUAGCUGCAAUCCAAGCUGUGGACAGGACGGUGGAUUCCCAUGCCACGCGGUUGCUGACUCUGGAGAGGAGAGUGGGGACAGCAGAGAAGAAAUUAGUCGACUGUGAGAAAACAGUGAUGCAAUUUGAAAGCCAGCUGGAGAGUAAAUGGGCCGCGCUGGGAACUCUGAUCCAGGGGUACGGACGGCUGCAGAGGAGGCUGGAGAACAUGGAGAACCUGCUGAAGAACAGGAACUUCUGGAUCCUGAGACUCCCCCCAGGCGCUAGGGGGGAGGUCCCCAAGGUGCCGGUGACGUUCGAUGACGUCUCAGUGUAUUUCAACGAGCAGGAGUGGGGGAGCUUAGAUGAAUGGCAGAAGGAGCUUUACAAGAACGUGAUGAAGGGGAAUUAUGAGACUUUGAUCUCGCUGGAUUAUGCCAUUUCCAAGCCUGACAUCUUAGCCCGUAUUGAACAAGGGGAAGAACCGUGUGUCCGGGAUCAGCAGGACUCCGAGAGAGUAGAAAUCCCUGUGGAGCCUUGCACAGGGCCGGAAUCCCCCAUGUUGACAAGUGACGCUCUGUCACAGAUCAAACAAGAGGAGGAGCCUCAUGUGCAGGAUCAAGGUGCCUUGGAGGAAAGUAAAAUCCCAACAGACCCACCACACUGCAGCCCAGAUGUUCCUCACGGCUUCCUACCAGUUCUCACCGACUGCAGGCAGUUAAUCCCUCCCAUCACCCGUCCUUCCUCCGAGUGUUCGGAGGAGUCAGUGAAGCAGAGCUGGUCUCCUCCUCUUCCCUCUGACGAAGCUGAUGAGGGGAUUGUGAUCAAAACUGAGGUGCAGCAAGUGGAGGAUGUACCAGGGCCGUGGCUGGAGAGAGUGAAAGAGGAAGCUGUCCUGGGAUCUUGGGAGCGUGUCCAGGACCCUGGGGAGGAACGUCCUGAAAACCAGGAGGUGCCGGGGAUGUUGUUGGGAGGAUUUGACGAGGAGGAUUUCCAGGAUCCUGGGGAGGUAACAGCCCGGGAGGUUGCAUGCAGCUCAGGAACACGGCAGAGAAACCACGCAGAGAGCAGGACAGUGAACGCCGCUCACUGGGGCGGGGCCCUGAUCCACCACCAGAGAAAGAGCACUCGCGAGAGACUGUUUGUGUGCACAGUGUGCGGGAAGAGCUUCAGGCUGAAGAUAAAUCUCAUCAUCCACCAGAAGGGCCACGCAAACGAGCUGCUGUACGAGUGCACAAACUGUGGGGAAAGUUUCAGAGCCAAGCAGAAAUUUCUGCUGCAUCUGCGACACCAGGCAGCUGCGGGGGCCUGCACGCUCUCUGCUCCUCAGGAACGUUCAAGCCAAGCGGCUCCCCCUGAGUCCCAGUCCCGAAGCCAGACGGAAGACGGUUCCAGCGAUAUCGCCAAACGGGUCAAGAGGCUGGGUCACAAACCGAGUCUGAGCAAAUACCAGCCGCCUCGUGUGCAAAGGACGUACACGUGCAGGGAAUGCAUGGAGCACUUCCCCAAGAGAAGGUGUCUCGUCGUGCACAAAAGGAUGCACGCCGACCGCAGCAAGAGGUCGCUCAUACUAUGUCCGUACUGCAGCAAGAGCUUCACCCGUCCCUCCGACCUCAUCCGGCACCAGCGGAUCCACACCGGGGAGCGGCCCUACCAGUGUGCCCAGUGUCACAAAACCUUCAACCGGCACCACCACCUCGUGGACCACCAGAAAAUCCACACGAAGAGAGAGCGGCCCUAUCAAUGCAGCGAGUGCGGGAAGACCUACAUCCGCCAGCAGCACCUCCUCAAGCACAAGCACAGCCACAGGAAGAAGAAAUCGUAAGAGGCGAGAGAGCCGGUCUGCAGGAACACGGUCAGCGGGGCAAUCUACAGGCGGGAGAUGCUGAAUGGCUCAACGGCUUCCAGUCGGAAUAGCCACCCCUGGCCUGCCCUCGCUCACAGCCAUCCAAGCAAGGGGAGGAUCGGUCUUUGAUUUGUAAUGAGCUACGGCCAAUUCACCUGGGAGACACGGGUGUCCGUUGAUUUCACCUUAUCCUGCUAAGGCAAUUAAGGCCAAGCCCUGGUGCGUCAGUGCCGAUGGUGAGCACAGGCGUGUGACAAUCCAGGCAGAUUUGGUCCUGGAUAAGAGGUUACAAUAAAGCCACUGAACUGCAGCAGGAUGUCACGAUUGCAGGAAAACGAACUGGCAGCAAAUGAAUAUUGAAGUGAAAAACUCUGGUUUUUGUGGGAGAAUCCAAAUGGAUGGAGUGCGGCGACGGGCGGCUCGCGGCAGCGGAGAAGUGACUCCUGUGAUCAGCGUUUAAUAUGUGUCAGUAUUUAAACAGAUUCCAAAGCCGGACGGGCACAUUGGGGUCACCUGCUCUGACCGCCUGUAUAACACACACCGGGUGACUUCGGCUGAAAUAGAGCAUCUCUUUUUUUUACAAAAAAUA